GCCAGCAGCCAGGAAGGCUGCUGCAGCGGAUGGCGGCGCUGUUGUCCUCGCUACCCCAUCGAGGGCCAUGAGUGAGCCCGUCCAGUAUCCGAUGCUGACGGACACAAACUACUCGCCAUGGGCUGCGAAGAUGAAGGUCCCGAUGAAGCCGUUGCGUGUUUGGUCCGCGAUUGAAGGCUCCGGUUGCGGAGUGCGACACCGCGCGUGAGGCGUGGGAGAUGAUCCGGUGUGCGCGCCUCGGUGAGGAUCGCGUGAAGAUGGCGCAUGCACGCCAACUGAAGAGACAAUUUGAUCGCCUCGAUAUGGCGGAUGGAGAGACGAUUCCGGAGUUCGCCAAGAAGCUCAUCCAGCUGGUGAGCAAGAUCCGCUCUCUCGGCAUCACACUUGAAGAUGAAGCUGUGGUGGAGCGGCUCUUCAGCGCUGUUCCAGACCGUUUCACGGACAUCGUCAACACCAUUGAGCAGUGGGGUGAUGUCUCCGCGAUGACGGUGCAAGAGGCUAUUAGGCGCCUCACCGCGUUCGAGCAGAACCAGCGCGGUCACCGUCAGAGUGGUGGCGAUGAAGGUGAGAAGCUGAUGCUUGUUUCACGUGCCCAGCUGGAGGAAUUGAUCCUUAAAGAGAAGAAGAAGGGGGUGGGCUCCAGUAGCGGCAACAAGAACGAUGACCAGGACAGGCGUGGUGGUGGCCGCGGCCAGGACGGCAAGAAGAAGGAACGGCGUGGCAAGUUCGACAAGUCGAGGAUCACCUGCUUCCAGUGUGGCGAGAAGGGCCACUUCGCCUCUGAGUGCGAGGAGCCGAAGAAAGAAAAGGCGCUGCUCGCCGACGCCGGCGACGACGAACCAGCGCUGCUGAUGGCUGUGGCAAGUGAGCUCGCGCCGGUGCUACAACAUGCCGCCGACGUCGUCCAGCCAGAAGGUAUAGAGGUGAAGAAGGUGCUUUGCCCCUUAGCCAUCGAGUCUGAGUUGGAAGCUGUCAAGGCAGAGGCAAACCGGUUGCGUGGUGAACUGGUCGCAGCCCAAGUGAAGUUGCACGCCAUGUCCAAGGAGUACAGUGCACAGAUAGCGAGCCGCGACGGUGACCACACGCUCCUGCUUGAGUGUGUGAAUGCAUUAGAGGAGGAUGCAAGGCUGGCCAGGGAGGAGAAUGGCAAGCUGCUGGAGGUGCAACGCGUGCUCCGCGAAGAGAACAACGGACUGCAUGAUAUGGUAAAGAAACUAAUGGCAAGAGCCCUCCCAGCAAGUGCAGCAAUAGCAGCAUCAGCGCCGGUAGCUGUGACGCCGGCCGUGAAGUCACCAGGCGUGGAGAUGCCCGCCAUGGAGUCACUGGACGUGGAGACACCAGUCGUGAAGGAGCUUGGAGUGCAGCUCAAAGUGAAGGAGAAAGUAUGCUCAGAGGGGCACUUGCAAUCUGUGGAGGUCCCUGAUGUGGUCUUGCUGAAUGAAGAGAAAAUCAAGACCAAGCUAAGUGCUGAUGAGAGGUACAAUGGUGAGCUUUGGUAUGUUGAUACAGGUGCAAGCAACCACAUGUUUGGUUGUUCAAAAAUAUUUACUGAACUUGACUCCAGCGUGAACGGGACCGUUUGCUUUGGGGAUGGGUCAGUGGUACAAAUUUGUGGCCGAGGCACUGUCUUGCACAGCUGCCGUAGUGGUAAGCAGCAUGUUCUCAAGGAUGUGUAUUUUAUUCCCAAGCUUAGAAGCAACAUAAUUAGUUUGGGUCAGCUGGACGAAGAAGGGUGCAAGUCUGGGGUAUUCCAUGGGCACCUGAACUUUUUUGGUGGCUCGGGAGAGCUGCUAGCUAAGGCGCACAAGACAAAGAAUCGACUCUACGCACUGAACCUGAAGGAAUCUGUGUGCCUACCGAACAUGAAGAAGUGUUCAGUACCAGGUGAGGGGGGGUGUUAUGCAUGGUGAUGGAGCUUUGCUUGCAACAUCCACAGGCUCUUCAAUGUACAAGGCGCCAGUGCCGACAAGUGAAGCGAAGAAGAGCGGCACGGCAGCACGCGUCGUUAUCGGAGUUAAGGCAGCAUGAAAUUUCAGCACGCAAUAGAAUAAAUGAAGAUGAGGUAACAAGAUUAGGGGGUGAUUAUUGGAACUAAUCUCGUUACAUCUUCUGUUUAGACUAUUUUUAUCCUUCGCUUCCACGUUAUAUGUAAUUUUUUUAGAGUCCUAGUCACGUAGGAGUGCUUGCAUGCAUUGUUUGUUGUACUGCAUGCGAACUACAUGGGCCAGAGGUGUGCUAGUUCACGCUGCGGCAAGGUUGUUUAGUUGUUAGGAGUCUACUGAGUCGUCUGGCACUUUCCAUUGCAUCAUGGGAUGGCACGACGCUUUAAGUGGAUCGUGGUGGACUUAGAUCUUUACUGGAUGGAAUAAAAGGAAAGGGCGAA
This is a messenger RNA of Triticum aestivum (bread wheat), 2383 nucleotides long. RefSeq lists its product as uncharacterized. NCBI's taxonomy places the organism in Eukaryota, Viridiplantae, Streptophyta, Magnoliopsida, Poales, Poaceae. The transcript has 2 exons. Bases 219 to 1910 code for a protein of 563 amino acids. Gene Ontology annotation, molecular function: zinc ion binding; nucleic acid binding. The record is from RefSeq and is a predicted model, not a curated record.